Molecule: messenger RNA, 1470 nt
Organism: Colossoma macropomum (tambaqui)
Lineage: Eukaryota; Metazoa; Chordata; Actinopteri; Characiformes; Serrasalmidae
Product: complement C1q-like protein 3
Exons: 4
Coding region: 95-790 (231 amino acids)
Molecular function (GO): protein binding
Source: RefSeq, a predicted model, not a curated record
AUGCUCCACUUUAUAAGAACCAGAUGUUUAUCGCCUGUUACAAACACCCCAUUUUCAGCUGAACCGUUCCACUUUAUACUGUGGAUAUCUCAGGAUGAGGGUCAGUGUGGUCUUCCUUUUUUUGUUCUUGUCUUGUGUUCAGCUCCAGAGACCUGAUGACCAGCUCGUAGUGGGGCCAAUGCAGCUUCUGGACAAGAGUCGUGUGGAAAGAUCAGAGCCCGAUGUGUGGACCGAGCUGAGAGAGCUGCGGGACAUGGUGGUGGAGCAGAAGGUGAAACUGCAAAGCCAGAUUGAAGAGCUGCAGAAACAAAAUGCAGCUUUGGAGGAGAGAGUGGUCUCUACUGAAGUGGGUGUGGAAGCACAGAGAGAGGAGAACGCAAACAGACCAAAGGUGGCAUUCUCAUUUGCUUCAGGCUUAAAAGGCCAUCAUGGGCCUCACAGCACUGACAACAUACUGGUUUUCCACAGAGAAAUCACAAAUAUUGGAAACGCUUUUAGUAAAACUACAGGUGUUUUCACUGCUCCAUUCAGAGGAGUCUAUUACUUCAGGUUCAAUGUACUUAGUGAGAAGGGUCCACACAUGCUGGCUGUAUGUUUGUUUAAAAAUGAAGAGAAAAUUUUGGACGUGAGUGAAUUUCCAAAAGAAACAUUUGAGUACGUCGUUGGUGGAGCCACUCUGCAGCUGGAGAAAGGAGAUGAAGUGUAUCUUAAGCUCAGAGGUCACAGUCAGAUUUAUGACAACAGCGACAACCAUUGCACUUUCAGUGGUUUUCUGCUGUUUGCAAUGUGAAAUGCUUUUAGUGGUGAGGAAAAAGAAGAAGCAAUACAGCCUUGACAAUCUAUAACUUAAGAACAGUUUAAGAUACAAACAUGAUCCACAUAUCAGAACAUCCAGCAGACCCACCCGUAACUAGCAUGAUGUCAUCGAGCUGUAAUGUCAGCAUUAGUGAGUAAUCUGACUCGGAAAAUCACCUAAAAUCCUGAUAUUAUUGCUCUGCUGUUUGACCUUCAUAUUCCAACAAAGGGUUAAAACAGUGACAUGAUUCACACAUCAGAUCAUCAUCAGACUCUGCUUCGCCAUCCAGAGUGAUUUCAUCCACCUGUGACCGUCCAUCAGCCAGAGAUCAGCUCCAAAACCACCCAAACUCACUCGCUACUGUUAUAUUACAUCUCUGCUUUUAGCCUUCAUAUUAUAAACAAAGGGCUUUCAGUUUACAUUGAUUUUCAGUAUUAAAAAUCUGAUAUUAAAUAUGCAGCUCAGUUUGUAAUGAAAAAUAAAGGCUGUCUUACUGUGUAUCUGAGUUUUAGCACUCAGCCUGAAUCCAAGGGGACAGAAAAUCAAUAAAAAUACAUGUCCACCUUAUUCUAAUUGUUUAUUUUUGCUCAUGAUAACCAAACGGAACUUAUUGCACUUUCAGCUCACAGACAGUCCAGACUAACAAUUGCAUUUGUUUACAAGAUCUCUAUAAU